This is a messenger RNA of Daucus carota subsp. sativus, 1057 nucleotides long. Its product is annotated as probable WRKY transcription factor 65. Gene Ontology annotation, molecular function: DNA-binding transcription factor activity; transcription cis-regulatory region binding. The transcript has 3 exons. Gene Ontology annotation, biological process: regulation of DNA-templated transcription. Lineage: Eukaryota; Viridiplantae; Streptophyta; Magnoliopsida; Apiales; Apiaceae. The record is from RefSeq and is a predicted model, not a curated record. The coding region runs from base 232 to 975 and encodes 247 amino acids. Gene Ontology annotation, cellular component: nucleus.
AUAUUUGUAGUGAAGGUGGAAGGUGGGGUGGUGAAAUGCAAAGUUGUGUAGAUGGAGUAUAAUUAAUGAGUGACAAGGAACAAGGAAAGCUACUUGUGCUUUUCUCAUCUCCCCUUGCUUCUCUCUCUCUCUCUCUCUCAAUCAUUUAUUGGAGCUCUGAUUUUGAUCUUUCUCCAUCUUCAUUCUGCCAUUUUUAUUCUACCUACAAGAAGAAAGAGCUAUACAUAUAUAAUGGAUACCUCUACCUCUCCUAUGUUGGAUUUGGACCCCAAGAUUUUACAAGAAAAAUCAGACACUCAGCCUCCUAAGAAAAGGAAAAUGUCAGAGAAGACGGUGGUGACAGUGAAGAUAGAGGAGAAUGAAAACAAGAAACACAAGAGUGAAGGGCCACCUUCUGAUGCUUGGACUUGGCGAAAAUAUGGCCAAAAACCCAUCAAAGGAUCCCCUUAUCCCAGGGGAUAUUAUAGAUGUAGCACAUCGAAAGGCUGUUUAGCCAAGAAACAAGUGGAAAGAUGCAGAACAGAUGCUUCAUUGCUUAUUAUUACUUACACUUCUAGCCAUAAUCAUUCCAGCACUAAGGAGCUGAAACAACAAAAAGAAGAGCAAGAAGAAGAGCCUAAGGUCGAAACUACUGAAGACAACAACAAUCUUGAGAAAGAAGAUGAAGAUGGUGCUAGCGAAAUCACAAGUAAUUUUCACUACAUACAUUCUCCGGUGAAGGGUUCUGAUCAUCAAGACAUUAUCGCUAACAUUGAGCUUGAAGAAGAAAUCCAAUUCACAGAAAAUCUUGAAAAUGUUCUGUUCGACGAGGAAGAUAAACCUCUUUCGUAUCCUCAUCUUAUGACCUUCACAACACACAAAUCAGAGGAAAAUGACUUCUAUGAUGAGCUUGGAGAAUUACCCACAUCUUCUUCUUUUACAAGCUUCAUGUGGGGCAAUUUCUUUGAGGAUCGGAUUCUUAUUCCCUUGCCCUAAUAUUUUAGUGGGUUUGUUAUUGCAACUUUAGAAAAUGUACUUGAUUGUUCAUAUAAUUAUAUAUUCUUGAGUUUUUCUUAGA